Molecule: messenger RNA, 3113 nt
Organism: Anoplopoma fimbria (sablefish)
Lineage: Eukaryota; Metazoa; Chordata; Actinopteri; Perciformes; Anoplopomatidae
Gene: rhoh
Product: ras homolog family member H
Exons: 2
Coding region: 660-1238 (192 amino acids)
Biological process (GO): small GTPase-mediated signal transduction
Molecular function (GO): GTPase activity; GTP binding
Source: RefSeq, a predicted model, not a curated record
CCAACCUCGGCAUUGUCAGGCAGGUGCCAAACUAUUUCUCUGUGUUCUAAUUAAUACAGACUUUAGAAAUGGCGUUUGAGGGUAUCCAGUUUAGCAGAUUAUAAUAGAUAACAAACUGUUUCUGGAGUUUAAAGGUUUUUCGUUAUUUUGGUUUUUUUUUGUCGGGGCCCUGAAGGCGGCAGCCGGCAUCCGCCCGUUGAAGAUCAAGAAGACUGACAAGAAAGUAGAUUCCCCUCGUCAUCUCUGAGAGGUUCGAUGUGAUAAUGAAGGCCGGAAGACGGCAACCAGACCACGCAGCAGAGACCCUGAACCAGCGAGACGAGACGAGGGGGCCUGGAGACGGAAGACAUUACGUGAGAUGCGAUUGAAGCUCACCGCUGGACAGCAGCUAACUGUAAAUACCUACUCCAUAUCAGAGACGUUUAAGGACUCUGUAAAGAGAGACGUUGUAGGUGAGGUCACGGCUGAAAUCUCCAGGAAUGGAGUUCCUACCUGCUUUGUAAACUACCACGGGAGCAGAGCACACACACAGAGGAGUGAUCGGUCGGCGUUGACAACCUGGUGAACCCUGUGCCUCUCAAGCUCCAGAGAGGUGACCCCUGAGACUCUUUCAACAGGACCAUAGACAUCUAGGGGAGCAAGACUUUCAGAGAACCACCAUGGAGGAGAUGUCGGUGAAGUGUGUCCUGGUCGGGGACAGCGCCGUGGGCAAGACAGCGCUGCUGGUCCGCUUCACCUCAGAGACCUUCCCGGACACCUACAAGCCCACGGUGUUCGAGAACACAGGGGUGGAGGUGUACAUGGACGGGGUUCAGAUCAGCCUGGGCCUGUGGGACACGGCGGGCAACGACAACUUCCGUCAAAUCCGCCCGAGGUCCUACCAGCACGCCGACGUGGUCCUCGUCUGCUACUCCGUGGCCAACCUAAACUCCCUGGCGAGCAUCCAGGACAAGUGGAUGGCCGAGGUGCGGGAGAACCUGCCCAAGGUGCCGGUGCUGAUCGUGGCCACGCAGACGGACCUGCGGGAGGCGGGGGCGCACCGGGGCAGCUGCAUCACGGCGGCGGAGGGGAGACGCCUGGCUCAUGAUGUCCACGCCAAAGGCUACCUGGAGUGCUCGUCUUUGGGUAACCGCGGCGUGCAACAGGUGUUUGAGUAUGCAGUGCGGACGGCCGUGCACCAGACCAGGAAACGGGCCAGGCGACGGAUGUUCGGCAUCAACCAGUGCAAAGUCUUUUGACCUUUGACCCUGACUUGGUGGGCACCUAAUCCUUCAGGAGAUGAUUUUUUACACAAUGCAUCUCAGCUAGCUGUUCAGGGCUUUUCUUCUCUAAGACUCCCAAAACUCACACUAUAUUAAAAAAAAGAUAAUUUCUAGUUGUACUUUGGUGUGAUCCAGAAAGAGACGUAGAAAAUAACUUUUAUUCUUCUGAUCCGUCUGUGAAGUGAACCACAGCACGUCACACGGUUGGAUUUCAAACUGGGCAUCAGAGAAGUUUCGUCUGUCAGAAAUUCUCCAUUAAGAAGUUUGGUUGAGAAAGGCUUACGUAGAAUUAAGCACUUAAAGCUUUAAUAUUGAAGCUGAACAUACUUUUUCAAAGAGGGAAGCGUCCUAAUAUCUGAGUUUGCGGUUGGAUCAGCAAAUUAACUUUUAAAUUGCAGUGUAUAAUGAAUCUGAGCCUUUUAUUACUGCAGAUAAAAUGACGCAACUGGGUUUUGCAGUUGCAUAAGCUUUUUACAGUUUUGUCAAAAUCAAGCAGUUUAUUCUCAUGUUCCUAAAAUGGAAUUCAUAUGAAAUCAGUAAAUAAUGGUGAGUGUAUGCUGUCAGCAAUGAUUUCAGAAUACUUCAGAAUAACAAAAUGUGGGUGUCAGCUCAGAAAGCCCAAUGGGUCCAUAUUUGAUGCAUAGAGCUCUUAUUCUCUAUUAUUUCUCCAGAGAUGAUAAUAUUUCAUAUGAUGAGACCAGAAAUAAAGUCAGUUGGUAAAAGCGGUCUAUACAUUCCUCUCUCUCUCUCUCUCUCUCUCUCUCUCUCUCUCUUAUAUAUAUAUGAAUGUUAAAUCUAUUUAAAAGAUACAUAUUUUUCACUCUGACAUUAAAUUUGACCAAUGAAUGACGCAUAUCAGUUUAAAAAAACAAAUGACAUCAAAUUUACAAAAUGAUAUAAUGACGUAAAAAGACAUUCAAAAAUCAAAUCAAAAUCAUCUGAAAUGUUCACAUUUUUGCAUUUUAUUUAAACCAUAUGCCACAUGUUACGGUAACUGGAUUUCUUGUGAAUUUUAUUUUUUAUUUUUUUAUUUAACUGUAUACCUCAUUUUAGAAAAUAUAAGGACAUGACCUGCUUCCUAUGUUUCUUGCAAACUGUCCUCGUAAAUUAUGAUAAACCUAAGGAUUCAACAUAUUGACACAGUAUUGUUUAAUUUAUAAAAGCGAAAUAAAAGACGUCUCUCCACUUUGGUAUCCCUCUCUAUCUUUUAGAGGGAGUUUGCAUUAGUUUUGAAUUAGAAGUCAGAACGUAUUGAAAUGUGCGCAUUCAUUAUGAAAGCACCCUUUUCUUGACUUCCAUUUUGUCUGACCCAAAUAAACUCUAGAAAAAUCUCGGUGUAGUUUAAAGAAUUCGUAUGUGAACGUCCCGCCUGCUUUGUAUGUGUAAUCUCAUAUUAUUAUGGCCACUUUAAAUAAACAGAUCUCAUAGAGUUUCUUACUCUGUGUCUGAUAUACAUACUUCUGUUACAUGUGUAUCACAUAUAUCUAAUCAAACUAUAAAGCAAGUAAUGUCUGUCUGUCUGUGGGUUCUUCACAUAAAUUGAGAAACGCUCAUCUUAUCUCCUUCAUAUUUGUUGGGUGUUUUUCUGGGGACCUCAUGGAGUGCUUUGUUUGACUUUGGACUCGCUCAAUGUUGCCAAACUAACUAGCUCUAGCAUUGGUUUUGUCAAAGCAAGCGACUAUUAAGCCUGUUUGGAAAUAACUUUGAUUAAGUGUAUUCCACUGAUGUUUCUGAUGCCGAGCAACCUGGGUGUGUUUUUCAGGGCCGGAUUCGGGGAUUUGAGGGCCCCAGGUUAACACUGUCUUGUUUUACUUUCUCUAAAUGGGAACAUUGGUAUUGGAAGAAGAUUUC